This is a messenger RNA of Arabidopsis thaliana (thale cress), 593 nucleotides long. Its product is annotated as root meristem growth factor-like protein. The transcript is spliced from 3 exons. The record is from RefSeq and is marked reviewed. Gene Ontology annotation, cellular component: extracellular region. NCBI's taxonomy places the organism in Eukaryota, Viridiplantae, Streptophyta, Magnoliopsida, Brassicales, Brassicaceae. The coding region runs from base 2 to 337 and encodes 111 amino acids.
GAUGAAGAAGUGGAGUUAUGCGAAGUUAAUGACCUCAGCUUUAUUGCUUGUCUUCUUAAGUAUUAUUCUUUUGGCCUUUCAUGGUGGAUCAAGAGGUGACAAUCAUCUAUAUGAUCAUGUGGCCAUCGGAACUAAGGAUAUCUUGAUGGGACGAAAGUUAAAAGAUUUGAAACCAAAAACUGAAUCGUUGAAAAUGAUCAAUCCCAAAAAGAAGAACGGGUUUGAGUAUUCAGAUCAAGUAUCUAGUGAUUUAUCUAGACAAGAAGUAUUUGUCGAUAUGAUGGCUAGGGACUACCAAGGCCCAAAACCCAGAAGCAAGCCCCUCAAAAACAACUGACGGCUGCGUGGCUGUCAUUGUCAUUGAUAAGUAAGUGUAAAUUAACUUUGUAAAACAUAUAUAAAACGUUCGAAAAGUUCUAUUAUGAUGUUUUUAUACUGUAUCCAAUGACUGAUCGUAUCAUAUAAGUACUUUGAAUGUUUCUAAGGUUUGAUUGUACAUGUAUACAACUAUCCACAUCGGAAAGAUUACAUAUGAAAUGAUGCAACGAAUGUGAACAACAUAUAUUUUGUAAUUCUAAAGUGGCAUGCAUUCA